Molecule: messenger RNA, 1727 nt
Organism: Meira miltonrushii
Lineage: Eukaryota; Fungi; Basidiomycota; Exobasidiomycetes; Exobasidiales; Brachybasidiaceae
Exons: 2
Coding region: 72-1727 (551 amino acids)
Molecular function (GO): protein binding
Source: RefSeq, a predicted model, not a curated record
CCACCAUGUUGGCUGACUUCUUUUUCUAUCUUUUAUCAUACACAAUGCGGUGAUCCUUUGAUUCUACGAGAAUGCUGCUGCCAAAGAUCUUCGUCGGGUCUAUACACAGGUCCUUUCGGGCGACACAAAGGUCGAUAGGGCUGUCAAUCCGACAAUCUUCCACAAUACCUACGCCUUCUAGGUAUGAGGGAAGGGUGCCGAGAUACCUCAGCAUGAAAGAUUAUGUUGGCGAUCGGUACAAGGGCAACUUCAAGGUUGCAACUUUUUCCGGACAACCCAAACUUAAUUCACAACAGCAACAACUACCUCUCCAAAAUUUCGUCGACAGAGCCAUCGUUCAGGAUGGAAUUAGAGCAAGUCACAGCCUUAGAGAGAUGUGGCUGGAUUUGGGAUAUGAACAUCAGCAAUUCUUUACACAUGGAUCCUUUGCAACAGAUCCACUCUUCAUUCAGAUGUCGCCGGAGUCUGAAAGUUCGAUCCUGCAAGUUUAUCGUAUAGUGUCAAAAGUACUACCGGUAAUCCCACGAGGAGUGACUGAGCUUCUGUUCGAACGAUAUUACCUUUUCGGCCUCCACUCUUAUUCUGAGCAAUUACUCGACAUCGUUGGAGGUCUGGACAGUCUUACCAGCAUCAGCCGGUCACAAUUGCUUGGUACUAGACUGAAAUGUCGGAGAUUCAGAGAUUAUUGGGAAGCAUUCGCAGAGUAUAAAAAAAUGCGUGAUUGGUGUUUGGAAAGAGGAAUCCGAGAGAUCUUCCCCUCUGGUAAAUGGUUUCGGAUAUUCUACAAUUUGAUAAAAGUGGACAUUUACGACAUAGAAAGCACUCUUUCUCUGCCAGUAGAAAUUUUCGAGGAGCUGAUGACAGACUACGACAAUCUCGCACAAGCAGAAGAGCAUAUAAGACUUAGGAUGAUUACGCUCGCUCUGAACCAUUAUGGCAAAAGCGCAUCUAAAGCUGUUGGAUCGAAAUGGCGCAUGUAUCAUCAGCAGGUCGUCCUUACCAUUCAUGAAGGAUUGGUGAAACGCUAUGGCGACGAUUUGAAUGGCAACGUUAUUGCUUUCACCUCUUUACUCGAAGCAUAUGGUCGUGCAGGCCUGUUUAAUUCAGCUAUAGAGAUAUGGAAUCAGAUGGUCAACUCGAAUGUCGAGAUUGAUGCUGCUACACUCGCGACUAUAUUUGAUAUUUGCGGACUCAACGGUCGUCUGCCAGACGCAAUCAAAAUCUUUGAAUGGUUGCAGCAUGGCGAACGUUUCUUAGAGCUAAUGGAAAAAAACAUUUGGGAUUCAUGGUUAGAAUGCUUGUGCAGAUGUGGCGCACUUCAGGAAGCCAAGGGCUUUACAUUUCGUCUCAUGGAGCCGAAAUUGCGAGAACGAGCAGAAAUGUACAAGAACGCGGAGACGAUGAGAGCAGCCACUAGGACCAAGAAUAUGUAUUAUAAAAGGAUAGAAAGCGAACUGACGAAGGAAAGUGAUCUCAAACAUCCCGACAAGCAAGACAUAGUAUUUCAGUCGCAACAGCUUCGGAAAUAUUCAUCGAAAGGUCUUUCAACGUACGCACCGGAUGCCAAAACUUUCACUUUGCUACUAGGUUUCUCCCAUGUUAAGCACAAACACGAUUCUUACGGUUUCACUCAUCCUGAACUGCACACUGAACUCUUACAACGAUUAUAUCAAGAUUACCCUGACCUUGUGCCUUUCAUCAAUAAGCAGGUACUCGUACCAAUAUAA